CUGUGACUUGACGAUCGAUUUCGUGUGAGAGAAGGCGCUUCAGUGAUGUCCUUACAUGUUGUUACAGACUACUGCAUGCGAUAGGUGUGUAGGAGGAAUAAAUUCCAGUUUCCCAUCGGUGGACAAGGAAAACAGACAGAUUGGCGCUAGAUGUAUUGGGUUGAUGGUCACAGAUCUCGCCUGGCCAGAAUUUAUUGUAUGAUGCGAUGACCAAAAUUUGUGGAAUUUCCCGUCACUGGAAAUUACCGGACGUCACAAUUAGAGGUUUGGUUGUCAUCGUGAUUACGGUGUUCAUACAAUGGACUGAUGUAAGCUCUGAGGUGUCUAGCAGAUCAUUAGAAACCAAUAACUAUGAUAUACUUAAGGAGAAGUGCCACUCUUCCUAUUACACCAGACCUAAAUGUCUGAACAACACGGACGGGUAUGGGUGCAAAUGCGGACCCGGAUUCCACUGGAACACUGAAAUGUGCAUGUCCUCGGCCAUUGAUUCACGUCUCGAGUUCUCGGCCAAGGAACCGGUUCGCUACACUUUAUUAUUGGAUAAGGCCUUUCCUAAACUACCUAAAUUCACAAUUGGAUUUUGGAUCCGGCUUAGGAAGCACGAAAAUGAGUCAGCAAGCACUAUCAUGUCUUACAAACACAGCAAGAAAGGCGAGGUGUUCCGACUUUUUAUCGAUAACACGGCAGACGAUUUGAUGUUUUUCACCAUUUGGGGAACUACCGUCCAAACUAACAUCAGGUUGGAAUACGAAGAGUGGUCCCACGUAUUUUGGAUCUGGGAGUCAAAAUAUGGAUCGUGGAAAAUCUUCAUCAAUAACAGAAAGCAGGAAGAAGACUCGGACCUCUCUCUCGCCUCUCCCAUCCCCAGCGACGGCGAAUUCGUCGUUGGACAAUCACCAAGGGAAAAGUUUCUCUUCAACAAACGAAAUGCCUUCGUUGGUGACAUUGCACAUCUGAACAUCUGGAACAAGAUUCUUGAUUCUACCUUGAUGAGAUCUAUUUUUUCUUCUUGUAUAUUUAUGUAUUGCGGAAAUGCCGUCCAGUGGGCCGACUUGCGGAGUGGUACCAGGGGCCCGAUGAAAAUGAGAUGGCCGUCCACAAUCGUAUCCGUCGUUUUAAAGGAGGAGAAACCAUGCAAUACAAAACAAGAGAAAACUCUCACGUGUAACAAAUACUGUAGUGAUGUCAUUGGUGCCCAGUGUAAUAUGGAGACGGUGGAGAACAUAGUAUGGGCGCGUACUCCGGCAAUCACCAAUGCUACAGUGCCGUGUCCAGGACAGGAGGACAACAGGGAGCGAAACGAAACUUUUGACUCAGCCUCUAGAACGUGCUACAGAACAUCUGAGAACGAGGGAAUUUGGGGGAAACCUUACAUUGAUGAAUGUAUUGCUGAAGAUCUCCUGGACAUGAAAGAGCAGAUUUUGGGGAUGUUCAGCUCAUCAGCAGUCGAUUCUGAGUGGAUAAGUAACUUUGCCUCUGAUCUCUUGAAUCACACAUUCUCCAAUGUCUACACCAAUCCAAUAGAUGUCGCCACUGUCAUUGAUCUGCUGAAUAUGAUCGUGAAGCUGCAGGCGAAGUCAAUUUCCGUUGAUGUCCAGACAUCAGAAAAGGGAUCUGAGGAAUUUAAGAAAGCAAACGUGGCAUCUCCGACACAAGACGAUAUCCAGGAUUUCAUCAAGAAAUUCAUAAACAUUGUAAACUGCCUGUUGGAUUCCAAAAAUUAUGCUGGCUGGAUAGAGACCAAACCUCCGGGUGUAGAAGGGGAUAAUCUUCUAACAGUAAUAGAACAGUUUGCAGCAACAGUGGCGGACAUAUUGGAAAAACAAAUGAUGGGAGGCGAAUUCGACAACGAAUAUAAACAGGAAAUAGAGAUCAGAGAACACAUUGAGUACAAGCUCCAGAUACAGAAGAGAGACUCUGUUAGAGAAUUUAUGUUCCCGGACCGCACGGACGGAGUCGUUUUCGGUCUGAAUGGCAAAGCGGGCGAGGUUCGAUAUUUCCCAACUUCUGGUGAUGCUCCGGGUAACAUGUCCGCUUCCUUUGGAUACAUAAAAGUCUCAGGAUUUCGAUUCAGACAUUUGGCAAAAUACUUACCAAACCACGAGGGCAAAAACAAGGAAGAUAAUAUCAAUACCGCUAUUUUGGCUUUGUAUAUCCACAAUUCGGAGUAUUAUGGCCUCUUUAAUCUGACAAAUCCAAUCAGAUAUCACGCUGCGUACUUAGACACAUUUAAUAUAUCCAACGCCGAGUGCGUGAAGAUAGAACAUCCAAACCGGAAUAGCUCAAGUCAUGGUCAGUGGGAAUGGAGUAGGGACUGUAUCCUGGUGGCAGACACGGGACAUGAGGGAUAUUGUGAAUGUUAUGUACCCGGUGUUUUUGCUCUCACUACGGACAUGUACAACGUUAAUUGGGACAGAGGCAUUAAGAGACCCAUUUUAAUGAAUAUUGCGUCGUAUGCAGGCUGCGCAUUGACAACAGUUAUGUGCCUUGUCAGUCUUAUCAUUCACAUUAAGUUCAGAUCAUCCACAACCACUGCGUCACUUCAUAAAAACUUGGCAGCAUCAAUCGCCAUCGGUCAGAUCGUAUUGAUGGCAGGUAUUGACAAGUACGACCAUCCGAUGUUAUGCCACAUUUUUGCGAUUUUAUUACAUUAUGCAUUCCUGUCCAAUUUUUCGUGGCUGAUGAACGAAGCCUUCAAUCAGUACAUCGUGAUAACAUACGCUGCACACUCUCACUCUGAUCAGCUCGCGGAUAACGGAUCCAUGAUACGAUAUUAUGUCCUCGGCUGGCUUUUCCCCGGUGUCUUGGUCGGCGCAUUUGUUGGGUCACAAGGAGAAACGUAUUAUGCCAAAGACAUGUGCUGGAUAGCCUGGGACACCAUAUGGCUGUUUGUUGCGCCUGCAUUAGGUCUACAAGCAGUUUCUGUUAUGGUUAUGAUUUUUGCCACCAAAGAGCACAACGAAAACUCCUACACCAAUAGUGAGAAGACCAACAGAAUUAUUUUGAUUCAGAUGCGUGGCUUGUGGAUUCAGAUAAUUUUAGUAACAGUUUCCUGGUCUUUUGCCUUUCUGUCACUGAGAAUGCAUGAUGCUGUCAUCAAAUACCUCUAUGCCAUGAUGAACAUCUUACAAGGUGCAUUUGUACUCGUGUUUUUCGUCUUUCUCCAUGGAGAGAUACACACCGUCUUAAAGGCAAGGAAAACCAAGAAAACAUUGAUUGUGUACGACCGUGAUCAAGAUCAGUCGAUGGAGUCGUUGGUCAAUCAAGAGGAAGAAAAGGAAUAUUCCGACACAGAACCACUAAACAGGACAACAGAGAAUCCAAAACAAGUGGUUAAGUCCAAAACUCGGGAUCCCAAGAAAGACAUGUUUACUUUAGCUGAGAAGUGUGAAAUGGUCACAAGUGUGUAAAAGUACUGUAAGGGUAAAGUAGGAUGUCUGCAUACUGGGUGCGUGUAUGCGUAGCUGCCAAUGCAUUUUGUACAUUUUAUAGUCACUGAUUUAUUUGAACAUUUAUUUUAAUAAAAAAUUAAAACGUC
Messenger RNA from Ostrea edulis (European flat oyster), 3538 nucleotides. RefSeq names its product adhesion G protein-coupled receptor L2-like. Gene Ontology annotation, biological process: cell surface receptor signaling pathway; adenylate cyclase-activating G protein-coupled receptor signaling pathway. The coding region runs from base 207 to 3410 and encodes 1067 amino acids. Gene Ontology annotation, molecular function: G protein-coupled receptor activity. Lineage: Eukaryota; Metazoa; Mollusca; Bivalvia; Ostreida; Ostreidae. Gene Ontology annotation, cellular component: membrane. The record is from RefSeq and is a predicted model, not a curated record. The transcript is spliced from 25 exons.